Molecule: messenger RNA, 892 nt
Organism: Dioscorea cayenensis subsp. rotundata (Guinea yam)
Lineage: Eukaryota; Viridiplantae; Streptophyta; Magnoliopsida; Dioscoreales; Dioscoreaceae
Product: cytochrome c oxidase assembly protein COX19-like
Exons: 5
Coding region: 271-603 (110 amino acids)
Source: RefSeq, a predicted model, not a curated record
CCCCAAAAGAAAUCCAAAACCAAAGGUUCAUGAGCUCAUGAAAGUGAUCGGGCGUGGCUUCCAUCUGAUAGUGAGAGCAGCCGCGGAAUCGAAGAAGUAAUUUUAUGACCCGCCUCUUCAUCUUCACCUCAAGCUCCCAAUCUUCUUUUUCUCUUUGAUCUUGAUCGACCACGGUUCGACCAUCUUGGUUCUGUUAGAAUCAUAGCUUCCUGAGCUUCAGCAUCGCCCUGAAUUCAAACUUGAAGAGCCCUGACUUGACUCUGUGAUCAGAUGAGUGCAGGUGGGGCAUUUGGUGGCAACAGGGGAGCAAGACCUGUACCUCCAGAAAAAGGAGUAUUCCCUUUGGAUCAUUUGCAUGAAUGCGACUUGGAGAAGAAAGAAUAUAUUUCCUGCUUGAAAUCUUCUGGCCAUCAGUCAGACAGAUGUAGGCAGUUUUCAAAGAAAUAUUUAGAAUGCCGUAUGGAAAGAAACUUGAUGGCAAAGCAAGACAUGUCGGAGCUUGGUUUUCGUGAAGUGAAGGAAACUCAUUCUUCUGAAGAGAGAAACAGGAAAGAUGACAACCAAACAAAUCCUUCAUCCGGGAACAAGACAAUACUACCUUGAUUUUUUAAACUUGCAAACCUUUGUGGCGAUUAAUGUUGCCUUUCAAAGGCCUUUUGCAGAGAUGAAUCUUUAUACACAACAAAUUGAAUUCUUGAAAUCUCUUGAAUUUUGUAAUAGGAUCCACCCUGCACUCUGAGUUUUCAGUGCUUAAUCUUUGAAUAAAUUUCAGAAGUCUAUGGAAAUUUUUAUCUGUUUCUCCUGGAGUUGAUAUAUGUAUAUAUUUGCGUCUUCGAUGUAAUGUAAUGGUAAUAAGUUUGAUGAAACUUAUGUAGAAUAAUUAUCAUUUUCA